Messenger RNA from Budorcas taxicolor (takin), 1122 nucleotides. RefSeq names its product BRMS1 transcriptional repressor and anoikis regulator (gene BRMS1). The coding region runs from base 162 to 902 and encodes 246 amino acids. The record is from RefSeq and is a predicted model, not a curated record. Gene Ontology annotation, biological process: negative regulation of transcription by RNA polymerase II. The transcript is spliced from 10 exons. NCBI's taxonomy places the organism in Eukaryota, Metazoa, Chordata, Mammalia, Artiodactyla, Bovidae. Gene Ontology annotation, cellular component: Sin3-type complex. Gene Ontology annotation, molecular function: histone deacetylase binding.
CCCUGGCGCCUGGUUUGCCCUCUCCGGUCAGUCGGUCGGAGCCGGCCCAAUCUCCAGGGCCGAAGCGGAGACUUAACCGGCCGGACGCGUGCGGGGACCGCGGGACCAGAGCUGGCAGCGGAAGAGCCAGUGAUUCUCCCGCUCGCGCCUGCACCGCCCAGAUGCCCGUCCAGCCUCCAAGCAAGGACACAGAGGAGAUGGAAGCAGAGGGCGACUCAGCCGCCGAGAUGAAUGGGGAGGAGGAGGAGAGCGAGGAGGAACGGAGCGGCAGCCAGACCGAGUCCGAGGAGGAGAGCUCAGAGAUGGACGAGGAGGACUACGAGCGGCGCCGCAGCGAGUGCGUCAGUGAGAUGAUGGACCUGGAGAAGCAGUUCUCGGAGCUGAAGGAGAAGUUGUUCAGGGAACGACUGAGUCAGCUGCGGGUGCGGCUGGAGGAAGUGGGAGCUGAAAGGGCACCCGAAUACACGGAGCCCCUGGGGGGCCUGCAGCGGAGCCUCAAGAUUCGCAUUCAGGUGGCAGGGAUUUACAAGGGCUUCUGUCUGGACGUGAUCAGGAAUAAGUAUGAGUGUGAGCUGCAGGGAGCCAAGCAGCACCUGGAGAGUGAGAAGCUGCUGCUGUAUGACACGCUGCAGGGCGAGCUGCAGGAGCGGAUCCAGAGGCUGGAGGAGGACCGCCAGAGCCUGGACAUCAACUCUGAGUGGUGGGAUGACAAACUGCAUGCCAGAGGCAGCUCGAAGACAUGGGACUCCCUGCCACCCAACAAGAGGAAGAAGGCGCCUCUCGUUUCCGGCCCUUACAUCGUGUACAUGCUGCAGGAGAUCGACAUCCUGGAGGACUGGACAGCCAUCAAAAAGGCGAGGGCAGCUGUGUCCCCUCAGAAGAGAAAAUCAGAUGGACCUUGACCCUGCUCUUCACAGCCAGGGGGGCCCUUGGAGCAGCUGGCACCAAACCCAGGACUUGAACUUGCCUGCUGCAGAAAGGCAGACUGGCAGGCCCCUCAGGGUCUGCCCAGCCAUCUCUCCAGUGCUGCUCCGGGGUCCUCUGCUCCAGCCAUCACUGGUCUGGGCUCCUCCUCUGCCCUCCCCGGGGCCUGAACAGCCAAGGCCUGGAGCUGCCCGAGGC